Messenger RNA from Cuscuta epithymum, 1239 nucleotides. The record is from the annotation of a GenBank genome assembly. NCBI's taxonomy places the organism in Eukaryota, Viridiplantae, Streptophyta, Magnoliopsida, Solanales, Convolvulaceae.
UGAUUGAUAAUGACAGGUAAACAACUAGUCAUUACUCGGUCAAAUGUUUGGGGUAGGAGGAGCCACGUCUGGAUGCGGAAGAGGGGGCAGCGGCGGCGGAGGGCGGUCGUGGCCGUCCACGACAUCGGUUUCAGCUUCCGGAAAACGAAUACAGAAAGAGAUGACGGAGCUUAGCUGGGAGCUUCUGCCCGACUGUGCCGCUGGCCCGAAAGGGGAUAAUCUUUACCAUUGGGUCGCCACUCUCUUCGGCCCCCCUGGGACACCUUAUGAUGGCGGAAUAUAUUUCCUUGACAUAACAUUUCCAUCUGAGUAUCCAUUCAAACCUCCUACGGUUGUUUUCAAAACUCGCAUCUACCAUUGCAACGUUGAUCCUGCUGGCCUUGUUAAUUUGGUCAUUUUGAGAGAUGGCUGGAGUCCAGCUUUAACAAUUUCCAAGGUGCUACUUGCUCUCAGAUCUAUGUUUAUGACCCCCGACACAUGUAAGUCAUUGUUUAUGGCCCCCGACAAUGUCCAACGUUGAUCCUGCUGGCCUAUGUCUAUGUUUAUGACCCCCGACCCCCGACACAUAUAAUGCCGUUGUUCCUGGUAUUGCUCAGUUGUAUUUGGUUAAUAGAGCACAGCAUGAUGAACUAGCUGCAGAGUGGACUCAAAGGUUUGCAAAGUAAAAUUGGUUGGGACUUGUCUGGAUCAGAAUACUAUUUGCAUACCUCAUAGUCAGCCUAUUGCUUCUCCAGCAAUAUAUGUUAGGAAACGUGCACAAGACUAGAGUAAAAAAUACCUGUUUUCUCGGCUGUGAUGUGAAUAGGUGAUUAAUUUACUAGCCUGAUUGUCACAUGUUACAAUAUCAGGUUCUUUCACACGACUACUGGCCUUGUUGGGUAAAACCCUCAUCUGUCUUUCGAUUUUUGGGCUGGUUUAAACACUUUUAGCUGCUUUGGCGAAAAUUUAUGUUUGGUGAAUAGAAUGUGGGUUCAACACUUCAACUUAUAUCUCUCCAAAAACCAAUUUCACAAAGGCCCAGCAAUAUCAUCUCUUUUUUUGCUAGACUAAAUGAUCAAAAUCACCUUUAUUAGUAAAAAUUCAGCAGAUGGUUUCAUUUAGAUAUAAAAAUAUAUUCUUGAUACUGUUCCAAUGACUCCCUACAGUGUGUUGGUCCUGAGCUAUUUUCAGCUAACAAGUUCAUGAGAAUAUAAUAUUUGAGUGUGUAUGUUUGCCAAAGUACAAUAAUGCACAUAUUGC